Messenger RNA from Blastomyces gilchristii SLH14081, 2394 nucleotides. RefSeq lists its product as uncharacterized. The transcript is spliced from 4 exons. NCBI's taxonomy places the organism in Eukaryota, Fungi, Ascomycota, Eurotiomycetes, Onygenales, Ajellomycetaceae. The coding region runs from base 1563 to 2039 and encodes 158 amino acids. The record is from RefSeq and is a predicted model, not a curated record.
UUAAAAAAAAAAAAAAAAAAAAAAAAAGAAAAAGAAAAAGAAAAAGAAAAAGAAAAGAAAAGAAAAGAAAAAACUACAACACCCCCUUCGUACUCCCCACCUCCCCACCACCCCCAACCUCUCCCUCCACUCUUCUCCGGCAAGCCUCUCUCGUCGCCACCGCAACAGCCUUAAAAGCACUCUCCGCCCGAUGAUGAUCAUUAUCCCCGUAAACGCAACCAACAUGCAACGUGACACCCGCCGCCUGCGCAAAGCUCUCGAGCGCAUGAGGAAUCAUCUCCGUGCUCAACGCGCCAAUCUUCUCGCGCUUCAGGCCGAGGUUUAUCACACUAUAGGGCCGCGAGGAGAUGUCAAUUACCGCCCACGAGAGGGCUUCGUCGAGGGGAGCGUCGCCGCGGGCGAAGCGGACGAGGGAGAGGCGGGGGCCUAGCGCUUGUUUGAAGGCGGUGCCGAGGGCAAGGAAGGUGUCUUCUGCUGUGUGGUGGUCGUCGACUGCACGAAUGAAUCAGCAUUUUUGCCCUCUUCUAUGUACGUGAGAGGGUAAGAGGAUAUUUGCACCCAUGCAUGAGGAAACGGACGGACGGCGGGAGAGAUACGCCAUCAAACAUGUAAAAACAGUAUCGGGGAAACAUGUCAAAGAGAGAAAAAAGAGGCGGGAGAACUAACUGAACAAGUCCCCCUUACACCGCACCGCCAAACUCCACCCAGCAUGUUUUGCCAGCGCAUGUAGUAGGUGGUCAAGGAACCCGAUGCCGGUAUUUAUAGUGAUCUGUUGCGUAGGGGUGAAUUGGGUGGAAUGCCGUGCUUCGGGAACGGGUACUAUGCGGGUCGCUUCCUCCGGGCUUGCCUGUGGAAAGUGCUCACAUGUCUCAUAGGCCGGAAGCACACCGCCGUCAAGGGAGAGCGAAACUUGGACCUUUGUCUCGCCGGUUAGGCGGGUGACGGUUGUUGUCCGGCGGGGGAGGGACAUGGUGGGUGGAGUGAGGUGUGAGGGGCGAGGAGGGAAAAAUGGUAGUAUUUUUCGUGUGCGAUUUGUACGUAUGCUAAAGUGGCCCGUGGGUAUCUAAUCUAGGCAUUCAAUUGGGAUCUUAUUAUGCGAUAGAGGCACGAAUAUGGUGGUGGAUGAUGUUGUCGAUGAACUUGUUCCGCCGGGAGGAGAGUGACGAGACUUGGCGGGACUUUUUUUUUAGACGCCGGACAAAUGUAUUUCCGGGUCCCUUUUGGAAGUUUGCGGCGAGGACGGACGGAAACGACGAAACGAGACGAGAAGACAGCGAGGAACAAUCAAUCUCGAGGCAUCUAUUUGUCAAUCUCUCUCUCUGUCCAUCUAUUUGUCUACCUGCAUACCCUUCUCGUUCCAAUGUGUGUUGAUUAUAGGUUAAUCGCUCCCUGUUGUCAAAGAACGCCGGGGCUACCUCUAAUCUAGCUCCCCGCUCGGCAUCUGCUGACCGUCGUCCGUCGCUGUCCGCCAGACAGGAACUCAUCCAUAUAUGCAAUCGAAACCCAACAUAUCUCAAUUCUCGCCUACAGCACUUACAGACUCAUACAUAUAAAUUAUCACAAUGCCCGCCCCUUCCAACCAGCGCGGAAACAUUGACCCGCCCCCCGAAGUCAUGCAAGAAGCACUGAAGGGUUUCUUCACUGGCGCGACUCGUUACGGGUCGAUCUCCCUCCUAGCCCACCUAAUCCUCCUCCUCCCACACCCACUCCGUUUCGCGUCCUCCCCAUCCCCAUCUAACGCCUCUUCGACCCCAACUACUUCCAGCUCGCACAGCCAGCCCGAGCCCAAACCCAGACCACCCCCGCGCACCCCGCUCCUCUACCGCCCCCUAACCGCCCUCUCCGCCAACCUCGCCCCAAUGUCACGCGUCUACCGCGGCCUGACACCUCAAUUCAAGGUGUUUAUACAGCUAAGUGCGAUGACGCUAGGCGGCUGUAUCUGGGCGGAGAAGAGGGUGAAUGAGUAUUUGGAUCUUAUGAGGAAGGUGAAGAGGGCGGAGAGGGUCGAGGCGGAGGCGGAGGUGGAGGGGUGGAGGUAAAAGGGAUGGGGAACGGAGUAGGGGUCUUUAUGGCUUUCCUUUCUCUUUUCCUUUUCCUUUUCCUUUUCUUUUUCCCUUUUUCCUUUUUUCCCUGCGGGGUGGAUUUUGCCUGUACUGUAUAAAUAUUUAGUUUCCAUUGCAAAUCAAACCUUUCCUCUCUGAAGUUAAUCAUGAAACGCCAGAUCUCGCAAAGUAACGGCUGGAAUGGGCCGCGUCCGAGGUUCCACCGCAAAUUUCUAGAAAGAUGUCAAAAUGCUUCGGAUUCGGCAUUGUUCUCUUCUAUUGACCAGAUAGGCACGUUGGCGCCGGACAACCUCUGCAUUUGCAUCCGUCUUCUCUAGAAUCGCGAGCAACA